GCUCCCUUUAGCCCAAAACCUCCGUGUCCUAUGAGGUUAGUGGUUCCUGGACCAAGUGUGGCCUACCCUUGCAAGUCCUGCUGUGGUGGACCCCUGGACUGACUCCUGAAGAUGACACGGACCCCCAUGCUGCUUGCUCACCCCAAGAGGCUGCGGUUUACAUCAUCCUUGGGCGUGGGGCUGACCUCGAAGAACGAAUUCGAAGAAAACGGGAGGAGGAGCGGGCAUGUCAUGGCGCCUGGCGCCCAUUGGCCGCCUGGGGAGACUUUGGUUUUUGGGGUCAUGUUCCCAGAAGGCCUGCCCUUCCCCCUCCCCCUCCCCACCCACCUCACGAGGUGUUGGCCAAUCGGCCCGUCGGGCAUAAAGUGGCUGCCAGUCCGCAGGACACCCAGCCAAGCCGUGUCACCCCUGAGAGGCACGGGCCGAAGCACCAGGACCCAGCAUGCAGACACAGCUUCCACCAAGAACACUGUUCAGUUUUGCCAUCAGUCUCCUGUUCCUGAGCAUGGCACCGGCCAAGCGCGGCUGCUCCUGCUCCGCCCCACAGCUCCUCAGCCAGCUGCAGAGUCAGGCGAACAUCACCGGGGACAUGGAAUCACUCUUGGAACCCUAUAUCCGCCUCCAAAGCCUGAGCUCACCGGCCCUGAGAGCUGCCUGCACAGGGCACCCUGCACAGGCCUUCCCCAGUGAGGACACACUCCGACACCUGAGCAAGUCUCACUUCCUGAACACCGUGUAUGUCACGCUGGAGAGAGUCUGGCACCAACUGGGUGCUUUAAGAGAGCAAUUUCUGAAGACUCGGGCUUUUCUACAGCUGGAGUGGACCAGGCAGAACAUCCAAGGCAUAAGGAACAAUGUUUACUGCAUGGCCAGGCUGCUCCGACACCCUCUGGAGAUAACACAGGUGGACUCUGGGGUCUCUCCCUCCCCUACCACAGCAUCAGGCACCUUUAAGACCAAGAUAGACAGCUGCCGCUUCCUCUGGGGAUACCAUCGCUUCAUGGGCUCAGUGGGGAGGGUCUUCAGGGAGUGGGAAAAUGGCUCCAGACGCAGCCGAAGACACAGCCCUCUCAGGGCCUGGCGCAAGGGAGCCCGCAGAAUCUGACGCUCCAGGAGCAGCCAGAGCCCGAUGCCCAGGGUCCAGGUGCCCUGGUAGCCUGAGGACACACUGGCAGACAGGUCUGUUGAUACCGGAUGAUGCCUCUCAGAGUCUUUCAAAGCUGCUCCUGUGUCCUGGGCCACGCAGAAGAGCCCUUUAGGGGGUGAAGUUGAGUGUCCCUUACUACCACUAAGGACUGCAAGGAUAGUCAGAUUAUUGUGCCCCCACUCCAAGCCUCCAGUCCUAGUAGUGGCUGGGUCAGGCCAUAUGGGGCCAGAGGCUUUCCAUUGAUUCAGGGGUCUGAUGACACAAGCUGAUUCACCGCUGGGCUGAACCCCUUGGUCCUUUCCUCUCAUGACUUGAAGCUGUUGCCUCCAGACUUCCUCUUUUCCCUGUAAUCUGCAUUCCAAAGAGAGGUCUGGUCCGGUGCUCUCUCUUAUGCCUUGUCCCACUCAGGAUAGAUACCUGGACAUCUGGGUGACCUCACACACAGCUGCGACAGGGGCAGGGUGUCCUAGAAGAAACACUGAUCUGGGAGUUCAAGGGAAGAGGACUCAGAGCUUGUUCCCUAAUUCUCUGUGUGACUGUGAGCAAGACACUUUAUAUAUCCGAAUGUCACUGUUCUCUGUGGAGAGCUGUGCUGUGUGUGUGGGUCCUUAUGUAACACCCCCCCUCCACCGGUCAGCUGCUGGACUCUGACAUAGGGUGGACAUCAAAGGCUCUGUAAACGGGAACCUAUGGUGCAAACCGUCGUGGGGUGGAUUUAUGGGAGAUCUCCCAGUGCCUGCAAGCCCUGUCUUGGAUCCUCACUGCUUGGUGCUCCCUCUGGUGGUGUGUUGUGUGGAAUCUUUCACAGGCUGAACCAGUCCUCUUGAAAGGACAGAAGCUGAUGAGCAAUUACUUGGAGGGACAUGACUAAUUUAUUGUUUUAUUUUUUUUAUCAGUUUAAUCCAUUUUAUAUUUAUAAGGCCUAUUUAUAAUGUAUAUUUAAUGUUAAUAUUUUGCUAACGUAUUUAAAAAAUUGCCUCAUUUCUAAA
Mastomys coucha (southern multimammate mouse) is the source of this 2136-nucleotide messenger RNA. It is a transcript of the gene Osm, whose product is annotated as oncostatin M. The coding region runs from base 443 to 1105 and encodes 220 amino acids. Gene Ontology annotation, biological process: immune response; oncostatin-M-mediated signaling pathway. The transcript is spliced from 3 exons. The record is from RefSeq and is a predicted model, not a curated record. Gene Ontology annotation, molecular function: oncostatin-M receptor binding; cytokine activity. Gene Ontology annotation, cellular component: extracellular region. Lineage: Eukaryota; Metazoa; Chordata; Mammalia; Rodentia; Muridae.